This is a messenger RNA of Panicum virgatum (switchgrass), 1587 nucleotides long. RefSeq names its product UDP-rhamnose/UDP-galactose transporter 6-like. Gene Ontology annotation, molecular function: antiporter activity; UDP-galactose transmembrane transporter activity. Gene Ontology annotation, cellular component: Golgi apparatus. The transcript has 6 exons. The coding region runs from base 280 to 1278 and encodes 332 amino acids. NCBI's taxonomy places the organism in Eukaryota, Viridiplantae, Streptophyta, Magnoliopsida, Poales, Poaceae. The record is from RefSeq and is a predicted model, not a curated record.
AAGGGGGAAACGGAAACGAGCUCCACGCACACCACACCGCGCUCCUCUGACGAGACGAGGCGGCAGGCGGCAGCCGGCAGCAGACCAACACCCUCCGGCGCGGCGCCCACCCAAAUCUCCCAGAUCAAAACACCACGUCGGAGGAGGCAGGGAUACAUUGCUUCCGAGCAAUCGAGAGGUCCUCCAUCGCAGUUCAAACUUGUAUUCCUGGAUCUGAUGGUGUCGGUCUCUUGGAGACUGUAAUUCAGCUAACAUUGAAUUGAAUUCGUGAAAGUGGAGAUGACUUCCGUGAAGAAAUCCGACAAGAAGGCUGUCCUCGACUUUGCAGCAUGGAGUCUCAAUGUUACUACAUCUGUUGGAAUCAUCAUGGUCAACAAAGCUUUAAUGGCUACGUAUGGAUUCAGUUUUGCCACAACAUUAACUGGGCUUCAUUUUGUCACUACCACCUUGAUGACAGUCAUAUUUCGGUGGUUAGGCCUGAGCCAGCCUUCCCAGUUACCGCUAGCGGAUCUGAUUAAAUUUGUGAUAUUUUCAAACUUGUCAAUUGUUGGGAUGAACGUGAGCUUGAUGUGGAACUCUGUGGGCUUUUAUCAGAUAGCAAAGCUGUGCAUGAUACCUGCUUCAUGUCUUCUGGAGAUUGUCUUUGAUCAUGUACAUUAUUCCCGGGACACAAAGCUGAGCAUAAUGGUUGUGCUUAUAGGAGUUGCAGUCUGCACGGUUACUGAUGUCAGUGUGAAUGCAAGAGGUCUAAUUGCGGCUGUUAUAGCUGUUUGGAGCACAGCCUUGCAACAAUAUUAUGUUCAUUUUCUCCAACGGAAGCAUUCUCUGAACUCAUUCAACCUCCUGGGCCACACUGCUCCAGCCCAAGCAGGGUCCCUCCUGUUAGUGGGACCAUUUGUGGAUUACUUGUUAACAAGCAAAAGGGUGGAUCACUUCAAUUUCUCAUCUCUUUCUCUGUUUUUCCUAACACUCUCGUGCUUCAUUGCCAUUGGCGUUAAUCUGAGCCAAUUCAUCUGCAUUGGGUGGUUUUCUGCUGUAUCCUUCCAAGUCCUGGGCCACAUGAAGACCGUGCUUGUUUUGUCCCUUGGGUUUCUCUUCUUUGGCAAGGAGGGCGUGAAUCUUCAGGUAGUCGUCGGGAUGGUCCUCGCUGUUCUUGGAAUGAUCUGGUAUGGGAAUGCGUCAGCAAAGCCUGGUGGCAAAGAGCGGCGCAGUGUCCUGCCGGUGAGGUCCGCAAGUCUCAAGGGAAGUUCAGAAGAAAAGGAUGAUUCAGAGGAAUAGUCCUGCUAUCUCACUGAAGUUGAGAUGAGAAAUAGCCCUGUGCUGUGAGGUUAAAUUUCUGGUGAGGGAAGCUACAGAAGAUGAACUCUUCCUGAUUCUAGUAGAAACUCAGCAUUGUUAGUUACAGGUAUACGGGUAUACAUCCAUUGUUAUAGUGACAGGUAUAUUAUGACAACAUUUUUGGCUUUCCGAUUCAAUUUGUAGGGAGGGGGAUGACAGUUACACCAAAUAUAGUGUAGUUGUUUGCAAAACAUUGCCUUCAGUAUUUCGUGUGAAUUUGCGAUGAGCACUUGUGGCUGGCUUGCACAA